This is a messenger RNA of Chrysemys picta bellii (western painted turtle), 3850 nucleotides long. The record is from RefSeq and is a predicted model, not a curated record. NCBI's taxonomy places the organism in Eukaryota, Metazoa, Chordata, Testudines, Emydidae.
AUCUUUCCACGUCUUCAGACAUCUACAGGAUCCAGUGCAAACCAGAAAGGCAGCAGAUGAACCCCACCGGAGCAGAGAAUGAGAAACUUACUGUGAAACUAGACUCACCUGAACUAUCACCUGAACAGUCCAAAGACACUGUUCUUGAGUCUUCAGAUUGGGACAACAUCUUCAGGAUCCCUUGCAAAUCAGGAAGGCAGCCGGUGAGCCCCAUUGAAGCGACCCAUGAGACCUCCGCUAUAAAACUGGAGGUAUCGGACCGAUCAUCAGAAACAAGCCCAGAGAAUGUGACCGUGAAUUCAGACUGGGGGAAUGUCUGCAGGAUCCCGUGCAAAUCACAAAGGCAGCCGAGGAGCUCUCUAGGGGCUGAGGCUGAACAAUCCGGCUUUGGCAACAUAGAGAAUUUUGCACUUUUCCAAGAACACCUGAAGAGAGAAAUGCCAUACGUGUGCAUGGAAUACGAAGACAACUUUGCGGAUCAGGUUGGCCUGGAACCACACCAGGGAAAGCUCCCACUGGAGGCUCCAUUUAACUGGACUGGUUGUGGCAGCGGCUUUGGGCCCAUGUCCCUUCUCAUGACUCAUGAGAAAACCCACAUAGGAGUGAGGCCGUACAUCUGCAUGGAAUGCAAGAAGGGCUUCAAUCACAAACAAGACCUGAUACGGCAUUACCGUAUCCACACGGGAGAGAGACCCUAUCAGUGCACUGAAUGCGGGAGAAGCUUCGUCCAGAAAACGCACCUUAUAACGCACUUCCGAAUCCACACGGGCGAGAGGCCGUUUCCAUGUACCGAGUGCGGGAAAAACUUCAGGAAGAAAACCCACCUGAUGCGGCACCAGAGGACUCACUCGGGAACCCGGCCGUUUCCCUGCUCUGUCUGCCAGAGGAACUUCAGCCACAAGCAAGAUCUCGCCAGGCACCAGCAGAUCCACACAGGGGAACGGCCGUUCACGUGCACCGAGUGUGGGAAGAACUUCGGCUGGAAGAAGAAUCUCAUCACCCACCAACGUAUCCACACGGGGGAGCGGCCUUUCAGCUGCGCUAAGUGUGGGAAGAGCUUCAGCUGGAAGAAAUACCUCAUCACGCACCAGAAGACCCAUGAGGAGAAGAGACUGUACAACUGCCCUCACUGCGACAGGAGCUUCUGCCAGAAAUCCGUGCUCAGCAUGCAUCAGAAGACGCACCUCGAAAGGCGAGCCUACACCUGUGCCGUUUGCCAGAGGAGCUUCGGCCACAAGCAGGACCUCAUAAGGCACCACCGGAUCCACACCGGAGAGAGACCCUUCACCUGCAGUGAAUGCGGGAAGAGCUUCAGCCAGAAGACUCACCUGGUGACCCACUUCCGGAUCCACACGGGUGAGAGGCCGUUCCUGUGCAGCGAAUGCGGGAAAGGGUUCAGCAAGAAAACCCACCUGAUGAGGCACCAGCAAAUCCACACAGGGGAGCGGCCCUUCAGCUGCACCCAGUGCGACAAAGGCUUCAGCUGCAAGAAGAACCUCCUCACCCACCAGCUGAUCCACUCCGGGGACGUGAUCCUCUACGCCUGCGCCGAGUGCGAGAAGAGCUUCACCUGGAAGAAGAACCUCAUCACCCACCAGAAGAUCCACGCGGGGAAGAAGCCGUUCGUCUGCACCGAGUGCGGGAAGAGCUUCAGCCAGAAAACCCACCUGAACACCCACCAGCGCAUCCACACCGGAGAGCGGCCCUUCCCCUGCGCCCAGUGCGGCAAGGCCUUCAGCCAGAAGUCCAUCCUCAUCACCCACCAGAAGACCCACCUGGGCAGCCGGCCCUACGCCUGCACGGAGUGCGAGAAGAGAUUCAGCCACAAGCAGGACCUGAAGCGACACCUGAGGAUCCACACAGGAGAGAGGCCCUACGCGUGCACCGCGUGCGGCAAGAGCUUCAACCAGAGGACGCACCUCAUCACGCACUACAGGAUCCACACCGGGGAGAGGCCCUUCCCCUGCGACCUCUGUGGGAAGCGCUUCAGCAAGAAAACGCACCUCAUGAGGCACCAGAGAGUGCACGCCGCGGUAAAGCCGCACAUGCGCAGACUCAACGUGGGGGCCAUCUCCAUGGGGAGCCAGAUUUCGGUCUCGGUUGGAAGUCCUAUCUCGCUUGGGGAUGCGCUGAAGGAGGAGACCAUAUACGUUUACCAGCUGUGAAAGACGAGCAACGCUAGACGCCUGCCCAACGGAGCUGAGCAAGGAAGGUGCAAAGAAGCAGCUUCUUGUAAAAUAACCACUCAGAAUCCAGACGGGACUGAACGUGAGAAAAGCUUCACAGCAAAUACGCACGGAGCAGAAUCCACGUCUAUUUAUCAGGCUGAGGUCUGCAGAGAAACGUUAGAGCACCCAGGGACCAGCCUAGCGCUGGGACCCUAGAGGAAAGGUUCGUCUCCUCUCGAAGGUUCAUUAGUGGCCUCUCACAAAGAACAUGCUUUGGCCCAAAUUUGCAGCCAGUUGCCUUAGUUGCACCUGCAGAAGUUGAAUGCAUCUGUCUGUGCCCCGAAAAGUGCAUCAGCCUAUGCAAGAUGAGCCACCGCAUGCACAAAGCAUGUUUGGGGUGCACACAAACACUAUGUGCUCCCAAUAUUUGCCAGCACAGUUACAGAGUCCCCCGGGAAACACGUCCCUUUGUAUCCUGGGUGUAAGAACGUCCAUCACAACGGGACAUUUUAACGGUCACAAGACAGUCCACAUAGCCAUUCACGGGAAUCUACGGGGAGGAAUAGAAGCUUCACUACUAGGUCCUGCUUCAGUCUGCUCUGCAGAUCUGAACCAGGAGAGCAAAGACAGGCCUGCAAUGAAUGUGUGAAAAGCUGCUAUCAAUGUUUAUAUGUAAAUCUCCAAUGGGAUCAUCGCAGGAAUCAACAAAGCACAAAGACUGCACUCAAUUGUACAGUAACCCCUGAACACGUGAGAAAUGGGGGGGGACAGUGUCCGGUGUGUAGAACGGUUUCAAAAGAAGAGGAGUAAAGGAAUAACCAAGAUACCCUGUUAUCUCCUCUGUCAGCCACUCCCCCUGCACCCCGUCUCCGCAGGGUGGCAGAGGACACUGAACGUACGUUGGCAGGAAGCCGUAGUGGGAAAGAGUUUUAACAGAACCAUCAUUUCUCCUUCUUGAACUGCUCCUGGAAACACUGGCGUGUAUUUCAGUGGAGCAUCAGCACGUGCUGCAGUGACCAAACCAGGGGCUUUCCGUUCAGCCGGGGGGAAUGUCUACCCAGCUCUUCUCUCGUUCGGCUCGCACAUCCGCAGGGGAGAUUCAGAACUGGGUGCACCAGGAGAAUCUGCACCGUCUGCUUCCCCACAGGGACCCAGGGCUGUUACUGCAGGUGUCAGCUCUAGCUGGCAAACCGAGCGUGCCGAGUAUCAGACACGCUCCCCCAGUCUAGCCAGGACACACUAACAGGGCUUAAAUCUGGCCAGAGCAGAGCUCCGGGAAAUAUUUCCAAGCCCCAGCGCCACCCUGCGGCGUGGAGCCCCCGCCCGCCAUAUGGGACUGAAGCCCUGAGCCCCGGCGCGCCCCUUUCCCACACCCCUGGUGCAGCCAAAUCCCAGAGCCCAUCACCCCGCCACAGGGCAGAAGCCCCGAGCUCACCCCGCCAGCCCAACGGCUGGAGCCCUGAGCCUCCCCUCCAGCCCACUGGGCCCUGGAGUUUUUAUAGCAUGGUGGGGGAGGGCGUGGGGGGCUCCGGGAAAUAAUCUAUGAGAAGUUAAAUUCUGCCCACUAAUACUACAGCCUCUGCAACACGGGAUAGCAGAGACUUUGGUGCCUAACCUACAGCACGACGACUUGUUCAUCCACAGAAGCAGAGAAUGAUCUAAAGUCGCAUUCAGUGUCCUGC